Molecule: messenger RNA, 1651 nt
Organism: Ipomoea triloba (trilobed morning glory)
Lineage: Eukaryota; Viridiplantae; Streptophyta; Magnoliopsida; Solanales; Convolvulaceae
Product: malate dehydrogenase, chloroplastic
Exons: 2
Coding region: 166-1404 (412 amino acids)
Biological process (GO): tricarboxylic acid cycle; malate metabolic process
Cellular component (GO): cytoplasm; mitochondrion
Molecular function (GO): L-malate dehydrogenase (NAD+) activity
Source: RefSeq, a predicted model, not a curated record
ACGCUUUGACCUAACUAACCGAUCGCUCGCCAGUGGAUUUAAGCGAGGCCAUUCGACGGAGAAACUCAUAAAGCGCUGUGUCUGAGCUCUCGAACAAAUUCACCUCAUUUUACUCACCAACUCCUUCUGCUCAGCUCCAUUAACAUCUCUCAGGAAGGGUGAGAAAUGGCAGCAACAUCGACUACUACUCUAUCUUUUGGGUCAACUACGUCUGCUAGGCCCAAGGGUAGUUCAAUUUCACAAUCUAAGGCCUUAAAUUUGAAGUUCAACUCUAGGGUCUGCCUUGGGAGCUUCAAUGGCCUUAAGGCAGAGGCAUCUGUGAGGUGGGAAUCAGCCUCAUCAUUUUUUGGGAGGGAAAGCACUUUAGCUCUUCAACAAUCCUUCACUCCAAGGGCCCAAAAGGAAAGCCAUAGAUCACUGAACUGUGUUCAACCUCAGGCAUCAUACAAAGUGGCUGUUCUUGGGGCUGGUGGAGGCAUAGGGCAGCCACUAGCUCUUCUGAUCAAGAUGUCACCACUUGUUUCAGCUUUGCAUCUUUAUGAUAUAGCAAAUGUUAAGGGAGUUGCAGCAGAUCUUAGCCACUGCAACACUCCCUCCCAGGUGUUAGAUUUCACUGGAGCUUCUGAAUUAGCCAACUGUUUGAAAGAUGUCAACGUGGUUGUCAUACCUGCUGGUGUUCCGAGGAAGCCAGGCAUGACACGUGAUGACCUGUUCAAUAUAAACGCCAACAUUGUGAAGACCUUGGUUGAGGCUGUUGCUGAUAACUGCCCUGAUGCCUUCAUCCACAUUAUCAGUAAUCCUGUCAACUCUACAGUCCCAAUUGCUGCAGAAGUUCUGAAGCAAAAGGGAGUGUAUGAUCCCAAGAAACUAUUUGGUGUUACCACCCUUGAUGUUGUCAGAGCAAACACAUUUGUUGCUCAGAAGAAAGACCUCAGGCUCAUUGACGUAGACGUUCCUGUUGUUGGAGGCCAUGCUGGAAUUACCAUUUUGCCAUUGCUGUCAAAAACAAAGCCAUCAACCUCUUUCACUGAUGAAGAAGUUCAGGAGCUGACUGUGAGGAUCCAAAAUGCAGGGACAGAAGUUGUCGAGGCAAAGGCCGGUGCAGGCUCUGCUACACUCUCCAUGGCCUAUGCAGCAGCAAGAUUUGUUGAGUCCUCCCUCCGUGCUCUAGACGGAGACAGUGAUGUGUACGAGUGUGCUUUCGUCCAGUCCGAUCUCACAGAGCUUCCAUUCUUCGCAUCAAGAAUCAAACUAGGAAGGAAUGGCGUCGAGGCAUUGAUCCCAUCUGAUCUUCAAGGACUGACUGAGUAUGAACAACAAGCCUUGGAAGCCCUAAAGCCAGAGCUGAAGUCCAGCAUUGAGAAGGGAAUUGGUUUUGUCCAGAAACAGCCAGUGGCUGCUUAGAAUUCACUAUAGCCCUCGAGUAUCCAUGGAAUAAGAAAAAUUGCGGGAUUGCAUCAGCACUUUCAGUUUUGUAGGAGAAGACGAAGACAAACGCAUUUCUUGUGCUGGAAAUGCAGAUUGCCGAGAGAUGAUAUACUAAUGUUGUACAAUAAUUAUAUCCUCCUCAUAUAAACCUGUUUUGGCACUCUCAUAUGUGUUUCUUUUUUCUGAACUGAACUAUCAUAUAUGCUUCUUUUGAUUUUGCUCC